Asterias rubens (European starfish) is the source of this 5074-nucleotide messenger RNA. RefSeq names its product DNA-directed RNA polymerase III subunit RPC1-like. NCBI's taxonomy places the organism in Eukaryota, Metazoa, Echinodermata, Asteroidea, Forcipulatida, Asteriidae. The record is from RefSeq and is a predicted model, not a curated record. The transcript is spliced from 40 exons. Bases 135 to 4319 code for a protein of 1394 amino acids. Gene Ontology annotation, biological process: DNA-templated transcription. Gene Ontology annotation, molecular function: DNA-directed RNA polymerase activity; DNA binding.
CCGUGUCACCAACUGAGUUGUAAAAAACAUGGCAGCCCCCUGUGUGCAGCAGGCUGUAAAAUGAUUUCAUUUAGCACAAUAAACAUCGUUUUUCAUUCAUUUGUAUGGUGUUGUGAGAUAGACAAGAAAGCAACAUGGUGAAAGAACAAUUCAGAGAGACAGACGUUGCCAAAAAAAUAGGCAAGGUUUGUUUUGGGUUGAUGUCCCCGGAACAGAUCCGUCAGCAAGCUCAUAUUCAUGUAGUCAGUAAGAAUCUGUACCAGCCAGAGAAUGCUACAAGGACACCUAUACCGUUCGGGGUACUAGACCAUCGCAUGGGAACUAGUGAGAAAGACAACCCUUGUUUGACCUGCCACAAGCCGCUAGCAGACUGCCUCGGUCAUUAUGGUUACGUUGACCUUGAAUUACCAGUGUUCCACAUUGGAUACUUCAGGUCGAUUAUCAGUAUUCUGCAAUGCAUUUGUAAGGGUUGCGGGAGUUGUCUCCUCUCUCAAGCGGAACGACAGACAUUCCUCGAUGCCCUGAGGAGGCCAACGCUGACUUAUCUCCAGCGUAAAGGAUUAAGGAAGAAGAUUAACGAGAAGUGUCGCAAACAGCAGAUCUGCCUCAAAUGUGGAAUGUUUAAUGGUCAGGUCAAGAAGUGUGGCACCUUGAAGAUAGUCCAUGAGAAAUUUAAGAGUACUCGACGAGGGAGGGAAUCAGCCCUGGUUCAACUUCAAGCAGAUCUUGGUACAGCGAAGAAACAUAAUAAAGACAUUGAGCCACUUCUGUCCAAAGCCCAGGAAUGCUUGAAUCCGCUGACUGUGUUCAACCUUUUCAAGAGAAUCCCACAAGAGGAUAUUCCAAUGUUGGUGAUGGAAAGUGACAGUAGUCGUCCGCAAGAUUUAAUCUUGACUCGUCUACUGGUUCCACCUCUGUGUAUUAGACCUUCCGUCAUAUCGGAACUCAAGUCAGGAACAAACGAAGAUGAUCUGACAGUCAAACUAACAGAAAUAAUCUUCCUGAACGAUGUCAUCAAGAAACAUCAACAAGCUGGUGCUAAGAUGUCCAUGAUCAUGGAAGAUUGGGACUUCUUGCAGCUCCAGUGUGCUUUGUACAUUAACAGUGAAACAUCAGGGAUUCCAGUCAAUAUGCAGCCCAAGAAAGCUACGAGAGGCUUCUGUCAAAGGUUGAAAGGCAAGCAAGGACGAUUCCGCGGCAACUUAUCAGGAAAGAGAGUUGACUUCUCCAGUCGAACUGUCAUCUCGCCUGAUCCUAACCUUAGAAUUGAUGAGGUUGCAGUUCCUAUACAUGUAGCGAAGGUUUUAACUUAUCCAGAGAAGGUUACCAGAGCCAAUAUGAGUCUGAUGAGGAAGUUGGUCAUCAACGGCUGUGACAUCCAUCCAGGUGCAAACUUCAUCCAGCAAAGACACACUAACAAUAAGAGAUUUCUGAAGUAUGGAAACAGACAAAAGACAGCUCAGGAACUAAAGUAUGGUGAUACAGUUGAGCGUCACUUGAUGGAUGGAGACGUCGUCUUGUUCAAUCGUCAGCCUUCCCUUCAUAAACUCAGCAUCAUGGCUCAUUUUGCUCGUGUGAAACCCCAUCGGACAUUCCGCUUCAAUGAGUGCGUCUGUACUCCCUACAAUGCUGACUUUGAUGGAGAUGAGAUGAAUUUACAUCUACCACAGACUGAAGAGGCUAAAGCUGAGGCGCUCAUACUCAUGGGUGUCAAGUCCAAUUUGGUCACACCAAGAAAUGGCGAGCCGCUGAUUGCUGCUAUACAAGACUUCAUUACAGGGUCGUACCUGUUGACUCAGAAGGAUGUGUUCUUUGAUCGGAGUAGAGCAUGUCAGAUUAUUGCCAGCAUGCUAUCCCAGGAUGAUGAGAACCUAUCCAUUAAACUACCCGCUCCAGCUAUUCUCAAGCCGAGAUGUCUGUGGACUGGCAAGCAGAUCUUCAGCACUAUCAUCAAACCCAACGACGCCUGUGGAAUUAUUAUGAAUCUACGAAGCAAAGCCAAGAAUUAUUGCGGCAUUGGGUUGGACCUCUGCUACAACGAUUCCUACGUUGUGAUCCAUAAUAGUCAGCUGAUGUGUGGAGCUAUGGAUAAGAGCGUCCUUGGGUCUGGAUCCAAGAAUAACAUCUUCUACAUCCUCUUGAGGGAUUAUGGGGAAUCUUACGCUGCCAAUGCUAUGAGUCGAUUGGCUAGGCUGUGCCCAUACUUCCUCAGUAAUCGUGGUUUUUCCAUCGGCAUCGGUGAUGUUACCCCUGGGGAAGGGUUGGUUAGUGCUAAGAUGGAUCUACUCAAAGCAGGAUACUCCAUGUGUGACGAGUAUAUCAGCAAUUUGGAGAAGGGGAACUUACAGACUCAGGCAGGCUGUACGGCUGAAGAAACACUAGAGGCGAUGAUUUUAAAGGAACUAUCUGUGAUUCGAGACCACGCCGGAAACGCUUGCCUAAAAGAACUCCAUAAGAGUAAUAGUCCACUCACCAUGGCUGUCUGUGGAUCCAAAGGGUCAUUCAUCAAUAUUUCCCAGAUGAUUGCUUGUGUGGGUCAGCAGGCCAUUAGUGGUCACCGAAUUCCCAAUGGAUUUGAAGAUCGGGCUCUACCUCAUUUCAAACGUCAUUCUAAAAUCCCGGCAGCUAAAGGUUUUGUCAAGAAUAGCUUCUACACUGGUCUGACGCCAACUGAGUUUUUCUUUCAUACCAUGGGUGGACGAGAAGGUCUGGUGGAUACCGCUGUUAAAACUGCAGAGACUGGCUACAUGCAGAGAAGGCUGGUCAAGUCUUUGGAAGAUCUGUGCUCCCAUUAUGACUCGACUGUGCGCAACUCCAUGAGUGACGUCAUCCAGUUUGUAUAUGGAGCCGACGGACUGGAUCCAGCCAUGAUGGAAGCCAAGGACAAGCCCGCUGACUUUGAUAGGGUGCUACAUCACAUCAGGAGUAAGUUCUCAGAUCGUGGUAAUUUUACAAUGAGCAGUGGUGCAUUACGAUCUGUAGCGUAUGAAACCAUCAACUCCAAAGAGUUUCAGAAGUGCAGUCCAGAAUUCAGACAAGAACUCAAGGAUUACAUUGACAAAGUUUGUGAGAACAUUCGGACCAGUCGGUUCCAGUGCGGACUGAGUGAAGUACAGAAAGAGAGAAAUGUUUUGUACCAGCUCGAGCGCAUCACACCAAUCCAGGUGAAGGAGUUUCUGAGCAUGUGCAGAUUGAAGCACAUGAGGGCGCGUAUUGAGCCAGGCACGGCGGUAGGUGCGGUUGGUGCCCAGAGCAUCGGGGAACCGGGCACUCAGAUGACACUCAAGACCUUUCAUUUUGCCGGAGUCGCCUCCAUGAAUAUCACUUUGGGAGUCCCCCGCAUCAAAGAGAUCAUCAACGCAUCUAAAAACAUCAGCACACCAAUCAUCACUGCCCUGCUUGACGUGGAGGACAAUGCCGACUUUGCUAGGCUGGUCAAGGGGCGGAUGGAGAAGACUAGACUUGGAGAGGUGUCUGAGUUUAUUGAAGAGGUGUUCCUCCCAGAUGAUUGCUUCAUUCUCAUCAAGCUAGACCUGGAUCGAAUUAAUCUACUAAAGCUUGAAGUAAACGUUGACUCUGUCAGUAUGUCCAUCUGUGCCUCCAGACUCAAGGUUAAACCACAGAACGUGCAAGUGUUAUCAUCCAGUAUGCUAACAGUGACUCCACAGGAGACUAGUAAAAGCUCAAUGUACUAUGCUCUGCAGUUCCUCAAGAACAAUCUAACCGAUGUCGUCAUUCAGGGUAUAGCAAGUGUUUCUCGUGCUGUGAUACACAUCGAUGAAAAAGGCAGUAAAACUCUCUACAAGUUACUGGUAGAGGGCGACAAUCUACAAGCGGUGGUGGCAACAAGGGGUGUGAAAGGAACUUCUACAACGUCCAACAACACGUAUGAAAUGGAGAAGACAUUAGGUAUAGAAGCAGCGCGGCGUACAAUUAUUGAGCAGAUUGAGUAUACGAUGGUGAGUCACGGAAUGAGUAUUGACCAUCGUCAUGUGAUGCUACUCGCUGACCUCAUGACCUACAAGGGUGAAGUUCUUGGGAUAACGCGCUUCGGUCUGGCUAAGAUGAAAGAGAGUGUUCUGAUGCUUGCUUCGUUUGAGAAAACUGCUGAUCAUUUGUUUGAUGCAGCGUAUCACGGACAAAAAGACUCCAUUUGUGGUGUUAGUGAGUGCAUCAUCAUGGGAAUUCCAAUGAAUAUUGGGACUGGAAUCUUCAAACUACUUCAUAAAGCUGAGAAAGAGAGCUCACCACCGAAACGAUCGCUCAUCUUUGAUAACCCAGAGUUCCACCUCCCAGGAACUUCCGCAACUUCGAAAUAAAACAAUUGGAGACAACUCACCGGAGCAGCUUCAAAAUGAAACAUUGGAGACAACAACGGGAGCGUCUCAAAAGUCAGAAUGCUUGUAGCGUUCUUAUUGGAUUGGACAAUUCGACCUGAUAACCUUAUCAUCGUCAUCAUUUAGCGGUCGCAACCAAGAUUCCAUUCACAAUGUCAAGCCAGAGGUGUUUAUCCCUCAUCAUGGUUGGAAAGUCCUCAUAUCAGACUCCAUAUCUCUAUCAACUACGCCGAUGUAGUUGAGAGGUCUACGUCCUCUAUUAGGUCGCGGAAGUCUCUAAUAUAACAUGUCGGGUAUGACCUGGUCUUUAGCAGGAUGGCAGUGGCUAGCAAAGCGGACUCUGCGUUGAGCAACAGUAGCAGAGAUUGUUGGAAUGUCUCCGUAACUCUGUUCUUUGGUCUUGUGCUCCCACAUAGUAUUCGGCCUUGCGUAAGAAUUGCACCUGCCACCAAUAUUUUGUUGAUAAACUUGAGAGAUUUCUUUGUUAAGGGAUCCUCUCCCUAUACAAGUGCAGCACACCUCAGGGCAUUUCGCAUACCUCCUGGGCCCAAUUUCAAAGAGCUGCUUAGCACAAUAAUUUGUUUAGCAUGAAAUUUUUAUCUUGAUAAGAACAAGAUUACCACCCAAGUUUUCACGUGAUUCUCAGGAUAAGCAGUUACAAGCAAUUGGUUGGUAAUCCUGUUUUUAUCGAGGAAGACAUGUCAUGCUAAGCAAAUUUUUGUGUUUAGCAGCUCUAU